Messenger RNA from Pieris rapae (cabbage white), 1767 nucleotides. RefSeq names its product N-alpha-acetyltransferase 30. Gene Ontology annotation, cellular component: NatC complex. Gene Ontology annotation, biological process: N-terminal peptidyl-methionine acetylation. The record is from RefSeq and is a predicted model, not a curated record. NCBI's taxonomy places the organism in Eukaryota, Metazoa, Arthropoda, Insecta, Lepidoptera, Pieridae. Gene Ontology annotation, molecular function: protein-N-terminal amino-acid acetyltransferase activity. The coding region runs from base 335 to 1204 and encodes 289 amino acids. The transcript has 2 exons.
UGGUCAUUGUCAAAAAGUCUAUGGCAUCUUUUUUGCAAUGUGAUUGUAGAAGGCUCGUAUUAACACUUCUUAUUGAAAUUUUUAUUCAAUUGAAAGUAUUAUUUUCGUAUGUCUAAUUUAAGACGACAAGCUACUUUGUCAUUAAAUAUUGUCAUAACUAAGGAAAUAAAAUUGUAUUAAUAAUUGGAAAGUGCAUAUUGAGCACCCAAGAUGUCGGUAAUAUUCUUCUAUGAUUUUGACAAGAAAAUAUUUCACUAACGGGAAAGGUGAUGGGUGGAUGAGCUUACAGUCAUUGAAUGUGUACAUAAAUAUAAAUAGUUAGACGAACAAAAACAUGAGUCAACGGGCAGAUGAUCACGUAGGAAACGUGAAAGAAAAUUCUAAAUGUACAAGCGUGAAAAACAAAUCAAUCAAUUCCAAAGAUCCUUCAGUAACACCUGACGGAAAGAGUAUAGAAAAUAGCGAAGAUAAGUUGAACGAAAUGAUAUCACAGUCACUUCAUAUAAAGCAUCACAAUAACCUUACAAAUGGCACUAGUGAUCAUUUGAAAAUUAAUAAAGAACCUAUUAAUGAUUCGACAGAACAACAAUCUCCAUGUGAAGAUACUUUUGUAAAUAGUGUAUAUUGUAGUGACUUAACUCAACACACAGAGAAUACUAAGAAUGGUUCAUCUGAAUCAAGUGAGAAAAGGACUCUUGAUAGUGUCCAGAUAGAUGACAAUCAUUUUCAAGAUACAGAAAAUGAUGGAAAGGUAUUCAUUGUAUCAUAUGAAUCUGAGUUACAAAUGCCUGAAAUCAUGAGACUAAUACAGAAGGAUUUAUCUGAACCUUAUUCAAUCUACACAUAUAGAUAUUUUAUACAUAAUUGGCCUAAGCUUUGCUUUUUGGCAAUUCAUGAUAAAAAUUGCAUUGGUGCCAUUGUAUGUAAGUUAGACAUGCAUCGCAAUGUUGUUAAAAGAGGCUACAUUGCUAUGUUGGCAGUUGAUAAAAAAUAUAGAAAAAGAGGGAUUGGAUCUAAGUUGGUUCAAAAAGCAAUACAGGUCAUGAUUGAUGACAAUGCUGAUGAAGUUGUAUUAGAAACUGAAAUAACAAAUAAACCUGCACUUAAACUGUAUGAAAAUUUGGGAUUUGUUAGAGACAAACGCUUAUUUAGAUAUUAUCUUAAUGGUGUAGAUGCAUUGAGAUUGAAACUAUGGCUCAGGUGAAAAUUGCAGUUGUCCUUUGGGAUAUCUUAAAUGUUGUGUUGUAUUAACACUAACAGUUUCAAGUGUGUAUUAUUCAUAAUAUAAACACUGAACUGUUAUUUAUAUUGAUACCUUACCAAUGCAUCUGCCACCUGGAUUUCAGCCAAAAAAAAUUUUGAGUCAUGUGAUUUGUUUUUUAUGUAAUUAUUGUUAAAAUUUGUUGACAAAGUAGCUGUAUUUCUUACUGCAAAUAUUAAAUAAAUAAAAUUUGAUCUGUAUUGAUUUUCAUAAAUGUCAUAUAAAUUUUUUGCUCAAAAAUUUACCUUAAGAAUUAAGGUCAGGUUGUCCAACUAACAUUUGAAAUUUAUCAUGGCUUCAUUUACUGCUGUAUAUAUGAAAAAGAAUCUUAUUAGAAUUAUAAUUAAAAAUAGAAGACUAUUUACAAAUAAUUUCAUUUCAUAAUUUAUUUAGUUUUUAUGUUCAAUGUAAAAUGUAUAUUUUACAAUCCUAUAAAUUCAUUUGUCUAAAGGAUGGCUGGUAAGUAAAGUAUGCCUUAUAAGAAAAUACACUCUUCAAGAACUACA